Dothidotthia symphoricarpi CBS 119687 is the source of this 2058-nucleotide messenger RNA. RefSeq lists its product as uncharacterized. Bases 1 to 2058 code for a protein of 685 amino acids. The record is from RefSeq and is a predicted model, not a curated record. The transcript has 2 exons. NCBI's taxonomy places the organism in Eukaryota, Fungi, Ascomycota, Dothideomycetes, Pleosporales, Dothidotthiaceae.
AUGACCGGGCAGAAUGGACUGCAUCGCUCAAGCUGGAAAGUGGAAGCUAUUCGACGAGGAGAUAUGAAAAUUAGCGGACCAAUGCCCAUUGAAGAGGAUACUCGGUUGAAUGGAGAGGGGGAGAUGGAGCUCGCAGGGAGACGGGAGUUGGAUUUGCAUUCUCAGCCGCAAGACGUCCCGGCGCAGCAAAACCAACGAUCACAAUCACCACUGCAGUCAUCACAACCUCCAACAAAAGUUUCAAAAGAUUCGAUACUUCGAGAUCCAGAGCAUGCAGAAGGCCAGUUGCCACAACGAGAAAAUGUGCGAAUGCAACAGCUACCGAUAUCCCCGCUCAGAAUGCACCAGGUAAACGCGACGCCAUAUGAGAGCAUUGUUCAGUCUACUCCGCCCACAACUCCCACUCCCUUCCGAGGAACACCAGAGAGCAUGACGAAGGCUGCUCAGAAGAAAAAUCGCAAGAGUGGACUUAGGAAUGUGUUCAGGAAAAUACUUGGGCGGAAAGAUCGCGAGAAGGUGGAAGAGCAGCAGGAAGGAAAUGUGCAUAGAGGACACAAUUAUCACAGCAGUGAUCCUGGACUGUUGAGACAAUCACCACCGAGAGAUAUACAAACACCCAGUGGACCACGGAUAUCAGAAUUACCAGUAGAUGAGUUAAUACCUCUUCAUCCGAUCGGGCUGCAACUCCCGUUUCCUAUGAAUGUCAACGCGCCGCAAGCAAGUUCGCCACAGGAGUACCUCAUUUUCGGACAUCAAAAACCAGGCAUUGUCCGAAGAGCGACGCUACCCAACGCUCGUGCCUCCACGUCUCAGCGACACAGUGUCGACGAGCCCCGUGGGAGACUAUCACCCUGGGAUGAGGGACAAAAUGAAAGCUCGGCACUGCCGGAGAUUGGCAUCGCACUGACCAGCCCCGUUCAAGCCAGAACCUCCAUCCAAUCUAAGCGUAGAUCAAGAAGCGCCGGCGCUUUGCACGACUUAUCCCAAGCUCGAACAUCAAUUGAUAGGAGUAGAAGCGCUGAUAUUCGGUACUGGAGAGAGAGUGGUGCCUCUGCGAGUACUUUCAAUUCACAUGCAAGGCCACAGACCGCAAAAACAACAGAAAUGGUACGAAGCGUGCAUACGCAAGAACCAAUUGUCCAACAACAGGAGCCAGUUGCUGAAAUGAGUGCGACACUUGCACAUUUCGACGAGCAAGAGGAGCAGGAGGCACAAGAGACUCAAGAAGAGCAGCAUGAGCAAAAUCACUGGAACAAGGAAGCACCCGUGUCAGCUUUUAAUUUCGGCGAGUUCCAGCGCGGCCCCUUCGCCGAUGAGAAACCCCUGGAGGUACAAGAGCCACCAAUACCUGUGCGCAGCGAGAAGAGGCUUUCCAUCGAAGACCGUGUAAAGCAUCUGGAAGGCGGUCUACACGUUCUCGAAUCAUCAAUGCGCCGCAUGUCAACCCGCAACAACCGCCAAACCAUUGUUCUUGAAAAUGCUCCAAGACAUACACGCUCGCGCAACCGCAGUUCCUCGCGUUCUAUAUCCGUGUCGAGCUUUUACGAACAGCCCAUCAUCCACCAAGCUGGCGACGACGAUAUGAACCACGCGCCUUUCUUGUCGACUACAACGCCUGCCAGCGAGGUCAAGGAUUCGAAAGAGUUAGUAGCCGUGUAUGAAACACUAGCACAUGAGCGCGCUGCCAGGAGCGCCUUGGAAAUUCAAGUUCGCACACUACAACAUGACGUUGCCGACCUUCGCAUCCUAGUCAACAGACUCUACACCUCUAAGGCCAUGGUAGAACCCGCAUACACUACGUCUUCGCCUAACUCUUCCCACGACGAACGUUUAUCCACUCCAAGAGCGAUGCGACACAAAGCCUUGGUAAGAGUUGAUGUGCGGGAGAGUGUUCAGAGUCGCUUCAGCCGCACAGAUAGUGAGAGUACGACUGGAGAGUAUGACAGGAGGAGCUUCUCGAGCGGCCACGACGACGUGGUGAGUCCGGACGUUUGGGCUACGCCGAGUGAGGGGACUUUCUUCCAUAGUGCGAUGCCAACGCCUCGGGUGGCUGCAUAG